AUGGUUGUAGACACCACAUACUACGACCUCCUCAGUCUUCAGCCUACGGCAACCUCCUUGGAGAUCAAGAAAGCUUACAGAAAAGCAGCCAUCAAAUUGCAUCCCGAUAAGAACCCAGAUGAUCCCCAAGCAGCCGCCAGGUUCCAAGAAGUGGGUGAAGCCUACCAAGUCUUAAGUGACGAAACGUUAAGAGCCAAGUACGACAAGUUCGGAAAGCAAGAGUCAAUUCCUCAGGCAGGAUUUGAGGACCCUAGCGAGUUCUUUUCCAUGAUCUUUGGAGGGGAGGCCUUCAAGGACUGGAUCGGUGAAUUGUCGUUGUUGCAAGAAUUAUCCAAGUCUGCUGAGUUGUCAGGUUAUAAUGAUGAAGAUGAAGGAAAGAAGGGUGAUAGUGAGGCCACUUCACAAGGAACUGGUACUUCGGCUCCACAAGAGCCUGGUUCCAACGAUAAGAGCACUCUUUACUUGGAAGGUGCUCAAGAUACGAAUAAUACCACUUCUACUGCGGUGGAGAAGCGGAAACUCACCAAAGAGGAAGAACUCGAAUUGAAGAGGAAAGAGGAGUUGGAGAAGUUCGAAGAAGAGUGCAGGUUGAAGAAGAUCGAGACCAGAAAGGAGUUGGCCAAGAAGUUGGUGGACAAAUUAUCCUUGUACACAGAAACAGACAUGAAGGAUGAUGUGGCUCGUUCGUUCAAGGAGAAGAUACAAUACGAGGCCGAGUCCUUAAAGAUGGAGAGUUUCGGGUUGGAAAUUUUGCACACUAUAGGAAGCAUUUACAAGAAUAAAUCGAGGAUUUUCUUGAAGAACCAAACAUUUUUCGGAUGGGGUGGCUUCUGGUACUCCGUUAAAGAAAAGGGUGGAGUGGUCAAGGAUACCUUCAACACAGUUUCCAGCGCCUUGGACGCCCAGAAGACCAUGCAAGAAUACACCAAGAUGCAGGAAGACAACGAAUAUCAUGCAAAACAAGAAGCUGAAGCCGACAAGGAAGAUGACCCAGAAGCCAAACAAAGAGCUGCUGAAGAGGCCAAAGAGGAGAGAAUCGAGGAGGCAGCCAAGGAAGGUGCCGAGGCGGAAGCCACGAAGGCCGAGAAGAAGGUGGAAGAGAUGAAGAAGGUUCCCGAGAAACAUACCCCUGAAGAGAUUGCUGAAAUGGAGAAGUACUUGAUGGGGAAAGUGUUGGCAGCGGCAUGGUCGGGUUCUAAAUUUGAAAUUCAGGGUACUGUCAGAGCAGUGUGUGACAACAUUUUGGACGACAAGGAGGUACCACUUGAGACUCGUGUUUCCCGAGCAAAGGCGUUAAGACUCAUCGGUGAUGUGUUCAUCGGUGUCACCAGAACCGAGGCUGAAGAUGAAGAGGCUAGAAUUUUCGAAGAAUUGGUUGCUGAGGCCAGCAAGAAGAGAGAGAAAAAG
Suhomyces tanzawaensis NRRL Y-17324 is the source of this 1407-nucleotide messenger RNA. RefSeq names its product Djp1p (gene DJP1). The record is from RefSeq and is a predicted model, not a curated record. Gene Ontology annotation, biological process: protein import into peroxisome matrix. NCBI's taxonomy places the organism in Eukaryota, Fungi, Ascomycota, Pichiomycetes, Serinales, Debaryomycetaceae. The annotation marks the transcript as partial. Gene Ontology annotation, cellular component: cytosol. The transcript has a single exon.